UCCCUUUGGGACCCCCUCAAAUGUGGUGCCCCUCCUGAGUCCCCCCCACGACCCCCCCCUUUAGGGACCCCCCCAGAACCUUCCCGCGACUUGUCCUUGCAGACCCCCCAGAAACUCCCCGGCGACCCCUCCCCUCUUGGGCACCCCCUUCCCCCCUUUUAGGAACCCCCCCCAAAAAAAUACUCCUGGGACCCCCCAAAAUGACCACCUCCAUGGGAAACCCCCUUCCGGGACCUCCCCUUUGACCUCCUGCUUUUUGGGUACCCCGUGAACCCCUUCCGUGAGCCCUCAGUGGGGACUCCCACGGACCCCCCAAUGAGGCCCCGCCCGUCUUGUGACGUCAUCAUUCGAAGCCACGCCCCCUGCACGGGAUGGGCGGGGCUGGGUCCAGGUUGUGGCUGGUUUAGACCAGUUUAGUACCAGUUUAGGGCUGGCUGGGAUGAGUAUGGCCCAGUCAGAUACUGAUUCGGCCCAGUUUAGCUCCAGUUUCUCCCAGUUUAGGACUGACUUGGACCAGUUUAGUGCAGUUUGGUCCCAGUUUCUCCCAGUUUUACCUCAGUUUACCCCAAUUUAGCCCAGUUUGACUCCAGUUUGGCCCAAGUUGUUCCUGCUUUCUCUCAGUUCAGCCCAGUUUGACCCCUGUGUCCCCAGUUUAUCCCAGUUUGGUCCUCCCAGUCUUCCCCAAUGCCUUCCCAGUACCUCCCAGUUCACCCGGUUCCCCCAGGUCACUGGUUCGGUGGCACAUCGAGGUCCUGGCCGAGGGCAGCUUCCGCCACACCCCGACCCUGCAGCUGCUGUUGGUCACUGCCGGGAGCUUGGGGACCAUCGGGGACGGGGCCUUUGCUGGACUGGUGUUACUGGAGUACCUGUUCAUCGAGGACAACGAGGUCGGGACCAUUGAACCCACCGCCCUGCGGGGCCUCCGGGGGCUCCUGUUCCUUGUUCCCCCAACAUCCCCACAGGAGUUUGGCCAACAACCACCUGGAGACGCUGCCUCAGGGGCUCUUCCAGGGGCUGGAGACCCUGAGCCACCUGGACCUGCGGGGGAACCCGUUCCGCUGUGAUUGUCGCCUGCGGUGGCUCCUGUCGUGGCUGGGGACAGUCCCCUCCUCCCCUGAGACUGCUGGGCGCUGCCGCAGCCCCUCCCCCCACCAAGGGACCCCCCUUGCCCACCUGGACCCCCAGGACUUCCAGUGCCAGCGGGCAGAGCUCCGGCCAUUCCAGUCCCUGCCCUUCUCAUCCCUGGGGGCCGAGUCUUUCACGCUAGGGGGGCACCAGGGGGUGGCCCUGGCCCAGCCCUUUGCCGGUGCCUGCACCCUCCUGGAGUGGGACCAACUGGCUGGGAGGUUCCGGGCCCCCACCAUCAUCAACAGCUCCUCCCCAGUGGCCUGCCACCCGCUGCCCCUUGGUGGGUCCCUCUUGGUGGUGGUGGCCCAGCUCCGGGGUGGUUCCUGGGUCUGGCGCCGCUCUGGUGGCCCCGGGGCCACCUUUGUUCGCCACCAGAGCCUCGGAGCGGGGCGGCUGCGUCGCCCCCACGCCGUGGCCACCGCCCGUCUUGGGGGCCACCUGUACCUGGGCGUGGCCGACAGCUCCAAGGGUGGCACCAGCACCGUGUUCCGGUGGGGUGGGCGCGGCUUCUACCCCCACCAGACCCUCCGGGCGUGGCACCGCGACACCCACCUGGAAUUCCUGGAGCUGGGCGGGCGCCCAGCACUCGUGGUGUGUUCAGGGGCCAGGAGACCCCUCGUGUACCGGUGGAGUGGGGGGGUCUUCACCCCCCACACCGACAUCCCCCACGUACCCGACGUGUACGCGGCGAAGCACUUCCGGCUGAGGGGACACGUAUUCCUGUGCCUCACACGGUUCCUGGGGGACGCCAAGGUGAUGCGCUGGGAGGGCUCCAUGUUCCGGGAGAUCCAGCAGGUCCCGGCUCGGGGGUCGAUGAUCUUCCAGCCACUGACCUUGAGUGGCCACCGCUACGUCCUGCUGGGCAACGACUUUGCCCUGAGCCGCGUGUUCCGCCUGGGCCCCGAGGGGCACCUGGAGCCCACCCAGGAGCUGCUGGUGCCCACCCCCCGCGCCUUUGUCCCUGUCACCAUUGGCCAAUGGCACUUCCUUGUGGCCUCUAGCUUCAAAGGGGCCACCCAGAUCUACCAGCACAUGACCAUAGACCUCGAGGCAUGAGAGGACAUGGGGACAUCAACCAUCAUGUCACCAUGGACUGAUCACUUGAGGGAUGGGGGGACACCAUGUGACCAUGGACCUGGUCACCUGAGGGACAUGGGGACAUCAUCCCCCUCACCAUCAUGGACCUGGUGCCACCAUCCCCCUGAUGACCCCAUUGGCCUCGUGUUCCCUCCUGGUGUCAUCACUGCCCUGAUGUCCCCAAGGCCACCACCUCACCUUGUCCCCUCCUUUUGACACCACUGCCACAAUAUCCCCAAGGCCACCAUCAGCCUGAUGUCACCACUGAACUUGUGUCACUUCCUGCUAUCACCAUGGCCCUGAUGUCCCCUGUCCCCUCCUGGUGCCACCACCAACUCCAAAGCCACCUUCAACCUGAUGUCACCAUUGGCCCAAUUUCAUCUUUUGGUGCCACCAAUGCCCUGAUGUCCCCAAGGCCGCCGUAACCACAGUAUCACCACUGGCACAAUGUCCCCUCCUGGUGCCACCACCAACCCUAUGUCCCCAAGGCCAUUGUCCCCGCAGUGUCACCAUUGGCCUUGUGUUCCCUCCAUGUGCCACCCUCAACCCUGUGUCCCCAAGGCUCCUGUCACCACAAUGUCACCAUUGGCCUUGUGUUCCCUUCAUGUGCCAUCCCCAACCCGAUGUCCCCAAGGCCACUGUCACUGCAAUGUCACCAUUGGCCUUGUGUCCCCUCCAUGUGCCACCCACCGUCCCCAAAGCCACCAUCAAGCUGAUGUCCUCUUCUGGUGCCACCAUCCCCCUGAUGUCCCUGAGGCCACUAUCUACCCAUGUCACCUGGUCCCCUCCACGUGCCACCCCCUAGCACUGUCCCCUGUCCCCCCUGAUGUCCGCCAAGUGCCACCACCCCCCAAGAACCAAAUUACCUCUUUUUUUUUUAACCUUUUUUAUUCAUUUUCCCCAUUUGUUGGGCUGUUUUUGGGGGGUUCCACCCCAAAAUAAACCCGUCCCUCCCCCCUC
Messenger RNA from Pseudopipra pipra, 3165 nucleotides. RefSeq names its product leucine-rich repeat LGI family member 4-like. Gene Ontology annotation, molecular function: protein binding. The record is from RefSeq and is a predicted model, not a curated record. The transcript has 8 exons. Bases 685 to 2184 code for a protein of 499 amino acids. Lineage: Eukaryota; Metazoa; Chordata; Aves; Passeriformes; Pipridae. Gene Ontology annotation, biological process: myelination in peripheral nervous system; neuron maturation.